CUGUGCGUGGGUAGUCCGUGCAACCACAACCAACAAACCAGAACAACCACAACAGCAGUGCCACUGCUACCGUAUUGGAUCCAUCCAUGUCACUUGCCCUCCAUAAUAUAUCUACUGGUUGACACUCUACUGUAUUGUUGGAAGACAUCCAGUUUUUAACCGUAUUGAUGAAGUAUGAUGUUGUGCUGGUCGUGAUAUCGUUCCUGUCCAGUUGCUGGAGUUCUAGAUCCUUUCUUCCCACAAGCUCUCUUCAGAGACGACAAGGGAGGAGAAUACCCACAAAAUCUCCUGAUGGGAUCACCCAUGCUUACAAGGAUGGAAACACAGACCCAAAAUUUCGAAGAAAGGUGCGAGGACGACAACCACAAAGAACCAAGAAGCAGCACGAGUUUGCCCAGAUUCUGAAACCAUUUCGGACACCCCAGGAAAUUGAUGCCUGGAUGCAAGGUCUCGUCACAGUACAACAAAGACAAUCCAACAACACUACAGUCCUUUCAGUAUUUCCUCCGACUUCUUGGUCGUCGCGUGACGAGACGGACUUUAUUCGAUUUCUACGCGACCGGCAAGCCUUUUUGGGGUUAGAAUUGUUUGCCUGUCAUUUGGCACGCCAGAAUGUGUUUGUCUACACGGCCGCCAUUUCCUCCUUGGCAACCUCCAAACAACGCAAUGUACGCAACCGAGUCCAUUCUCUACUACAAUCCAUGGAUGAUGCCCAGGUGCUGCCUUCAGCCCUCACGUUUGCGGCACUCUUUCAAGCCACGGAUGGUCCGGAAGAAGCCAAACAAAUGAUGACUCGACUACAACACAACUACCAAGAAACCACCUGGUCCGUCGAGGCAUUCCAUCAAGCCAUUUUGGCGUGUGCUCGAACUAGAAAAAAUUCUAGACAUAAACCAUCCAACAAAAGCUGGCAAACGGCGCUCGAAUUUACCCACAACCUCCGACGAAACGGUCUUACUCCCAAUGUCAAGACAUACUCGUCCCUGCUCCAUGUCUGUGCCCGGACGGGACAAUUACGAAUUGCCAUGUCGCUCAUGAAAGAACUGCAAUCUACUACAAGCCUGACAGCCAAUCAAAAAGUUUGGACCAAUCUGCUGAAUGUCUGUGCGGUCGCGGGAGAUUACAGUCAAGCCAAUCAAGUCAUUCAGACCAUGCAGACGGAAGGACAUGCCAUCAAAUUGGCACAUUGCAGUGCACUCCUCAAAGCACUGUCCAAACAUGGCAUGGUGGAACUGUCCAUGGCGCUUCUCGACAUGAUGACGGAUUGGGAUGGAACCAAUACGAAUAAUAAGGAACUACAACUACAAUCCACAACAGAGCUGGUGAAAUUAAGGUCACCGGUAGCACCGGACCUUGUCGCCCUCAAUACGAUACUGGCCAGCUGCGCCAAAGCGGGAGACUUUGAGGCAGCCAGGGCAUUGUUGGAUCGAAUGAAAAAUGGAGAAUUUCAUGUGCCAACAAGGACAACCCAGCCAAUCUACCCGGAUGAAAUUAGUUAUUCUCUACUGUUAUCCUCGUGCCGAGACACCAGUACAGCAAGAGGCAUUCUGAAGGAGAUGCAUCUCUCGAGACGGCACAGAGUGGGUGUCGUUCGACCCAAUCAAAUCACCUAUGCGCGUCUCAUUGCUGUUUGUACCAAAGCCGAUGUGCCAGAUAUCGACACGGCACGGUUCUUCUUAGAAAGUGCUCGCAAGGAUGGGAUCGAACCAACUGUGUUCAUGUACACGGCGGCGAUAUGGACCGCAGAGAAAACUGCCAACUACACGGUGGCCAGAGAGUUUUGGGACGAAAUGAAGCAAGAAAGGGUCGUGCCCAAUGCCGUUUCCUAUUCCGGUGUAAUUUCUGCCGCCGCAAGAGCUGGAUUGAUGCACGAAGCAAUCACUUUGUAUAGGGAAAUGAAGAGCGCAGGUUGCUCUCCCACGGUCGCAACAUACAAUGCAUUGGCACUGGCUUGCAAGUAUUCCAAAACCGACAACAAACUGGUCCAGUUAGAAGGAGUCUUCAAAUCAAUGGAUUCUUCGGAUCUAAAUGUCGACGUCGGUGGAGCUGUUAUAGAAGCACUCAUUGCAGAGUAUGGAAGGCAAGGGUCCUAUGAGAGAGCCAAGCAGAUUUUUGAUAAGAUCGAAGGACCAAGCAAUGGUCCAUGCUUGCGUGCAAUGCUAAGUGCCUGUGCGACAGCCGGUUCCGGUUCAAAGUGGGAGGAGGCCAUUGCGAUGUUGCACUCGAGUGACAUUACAGCGACCGCGAUUGGACCAGGAGAAAUGGAUCAGGGAGCGUUAAGCAAUGCUAUGAUCGCAUGCUCUAAGGCUGACCGUUGGCAAGAAGGCUUGAAUCUGCUGCAACUGUACGGUGUGAACACGGAGAGCAGGUAUGAUGCCGUCUCCAUCGUUGCAUUGAACUCUCUGAUGGGGGCAUGUGGGAGGAAAGGUCGACCCGAUAUUGCCAUUGACGUACUCAAUAGCAUGGAGAGGCGUUAUGGCGUAAAACCUGAUGAGCAUAGCUAUCGCAGUGUUAUCAUUGGAUGUAACCAAGCCGAGCACCAGCGGCGCCGGCAACCAAGAAAACCAGAGGUUCCCGGUACGCCGGAAAUGACCGAAGAGCUUGAAUUUGAGUGGUGGGAGUGCUGCCUUGCGUUACUGCGCCGAAUGAAAGAAGAUGGGCUGAAGCCUGAUAUUCAGACGCUGAGUUCCUGCAUAAGUGCGUGCGAAGCUGCGGGACAGUGGCAGCGUGCUGUUGGUAUUCUCCAGACCGUGAUUGAUAAUGCAGAUGAAGACGAAGAAGAGUUCCUGAACUUGUUCUGCUUCAACGCAGCCAUUUCUUCCUGUGAGAAGGGAGGUGCUUGGGUUGAGGCUUUGGAGAUCUACGAGCGAAUGGUGAGCUAUGGAGGGCCGCUGCAACCAAACUUUGUCACGCUGAGUUCGCUGGUGUUGGCGCUUGCCAAUGCGGGGCAAAAGGAGCUGGCACAGAGCAAAUACAGGCAGGGUUUCAGGAUGAAUAUUGUCAAUCCGUGGCGUACCACGAAAGAUUCCCAAGGCAAGCAGUUGAAGGCAAUGGACCUUCACCUGUUCAACCGUGCAAUGGCUUGCAGCGCUAUCAGGAGUCAUCUGGACUCGCUCCUGGCUCGCGGGGAUGAAUCUCAAGUCACUGACAGUCUGGUAGUAAUUGUGGGAAAAGGCCUACGAAGCCAAGAAGGAGUGAAGCUGCUCCCAGUCGUUGAAGAGCUUUUGAGCAAGGAGUACGGGAUUGUUGGCAAUCUCGAUGGAAACAACAGCGGUCGUCUUGUUAUUGACGCGGAAACCCUUCGAAGCCUCGUGGCCAGCAGAAGCUUCUUUGGUUCCUGAAAAGGUGAAUUUGCAGGGAUGCACCAUUCCUGGCUACCUGUACCCGUACGAAUGGCUACGCAUCACGAGCACUGAGUACAGGGCCACAGUUGUUUACAUGCAAUUGGAAGCUAAUGCAUUAACCAGGCGCUUCAAUAGCAAAAGAGGAGAUCGCAGGGAUGCACCCUUUCUGGUUCCUCAUCAUGAUUACUGAGCAGCCCUGCAUGAACCACGCGGCCAUGCACGGAAGAGUCUACGAGCUAACCGAGGGAAACUAUGGUUUGUAGGAUGAAUAUCGCCAAAUGAAGGGAAGUUGAAACAUCCAGAGAGUACUUAGUUUGUGUUCAAGAUACCGGUACCAGGUACGAGGGGAGCACAGCUCCAACCUCCUGCUAGGGUCCAUUCGUUCCUUUGUC
Messenger RNA from Seminavis robusta, 3736 nucleotides. NCBI's taxonomy places the organism in Eukaryota, Bacillariophyta, Bacillariophyceae, Naviculales, Naviculaceae. The record is from the annotation of a GenBank genome assembly.